Molecule: messenger RNA, 271 nt
Organism: Ostreobium quekettii
Lineage: Eukaryota; Viridiplantae; Chlorophyta; Ulvophyceae; Bryopsidales; Ostreobiaceae
Source: the annotation of a GenBank genome assembly
GGGGGUGCAGAAGGGAACGAAGAAGAAGGACGGCAGGGGGAAGGACGCCAGCGGGGCCGAGGUUGCCAGACACGCGCCGCACCAUUGUACUGCGCUGUUCUUCUCGUACAACACCCAUGUGGGGCGUCCCUAUCAAGUGAUCGUUGACACCAACUUCAUAAACUUCGCCAUCAAGAACCAGGUGGACUGCGCCUGGAGGCUGGAAGUCUUCGAAUCCGCCUCGACAGCUUUUGCAACGAGCAGAGCAAGGCCCACUGCCUUUGCACCUUGA